GAAACUUGUCCUCAGCCCAGCACCGCCCCUGCUGAGUGUCCCACAGGGGCCCUGGGUGAGGGCAGGAGCGUCCAGUCGAGUUGACCACCCGAGGCAGUGGCAUCAUGGGGGCCCCCUGGGGCUGGUUGGCAGCCGGCGUGCUGGCCAUAUCCCUGGCCUCUGCAGUGACCCAGGACGUGUGCCGAGCACCAGACGGAACAAAUGGGGCGGCAGGAAUACCAGGCCGACCUGGGAGGCCAGGCCUCAAGGGGGAGCAAGGGGAACCGGGGGCCCCCGCCAUAAGGACGGGCAUCCGAGGCCCUAAAGGAGACCAGGGGGACCCUGGGCUCCCUGGAUUACCUGGCAUUUUGGGCUACUCAGGGCCCAGCGGCCUCCCGGGGGAUCCUGGUGCCCCAGGAAGCAGAGGCGCCAAGGGCAACCCAGGAAACAUCAAGGACCAGCCACGGCCGGCCUUCUCGGCCCUGCUGCGGAACUCACUCUCAGGGAGCAACGUGGUCAUCUUCGGCACCGUCGUCACCAACCAGGAGGGCGCGUAUCAGAACAACUCGGGCCACUUCGUCUGCGCCGUGCCCGGCUACUACUACUUCACCUUCCAGGUGGUGUCCAAGUGGGACAUCUGUCUGUCCAUCAUGCUGUCCGCGCGGAGCCAGGUCCGGCGCACCUUGGGCUUCUGCGACGCCAACAGCAGGGCCAUCUUCCAGGUGGUGUCGGGGGGCACGGUGCUCCAGCUGCAGCGUGGGGACCAUGUCUGGAUUGAGAAGGACCCCGCCAAGGGCCGCAUCUACCAGGGGCCCGAGGCUGACAGCGUCUUCAGCGGCUUCCUCAUCUUCCCGUCUGCCUGAGCCGGGGACGGAGCCCCCUCCUCACCCGGGCCUCAUCUGCUUCCUGCUCUGUGACCCCAGCCCGGCCCGCUCACUCCACCUCUCUGGUGUCUGUGCUCCGCUCUGUAAAGUGGGAGGCUGUUGCUUUCGUUGCCCGAAGGAAGGUUAUUUCUGAGAAAACUUCCUGGAAUAAACACUUAAGUCCACACCUUCUGAGCUUGAGAGUCUGUUGCGACGGGGGUCACAAGAAUGACAGUUACUGAGUCCUCAGGAGGAGGCCUGCAUUCAGGCAUUUACAAUAUGUGCUUAGAGUCCUGGGAGCUUAUCAGCCUGGGUUCUAAUCCUGGGGUCCCCACUUACCAGUCGUGCACACACACACACACACACACACACA
This is a messenger RNA of Talpa occidentalis (Iberian mole), 1215 nucleotides long. RefSeq names its product complement C1q A chain (gene C1QA). Gene Ontology annotation, molecular function: protein binding. The transcript is spliced from 3 exons. NCBI's taxonomy places the organism in Eukaryota, Metazoa, Chordata, Mammalia, Eulipotyphla, Talpidae. The record is from RefSeq and is a predicted model, not a curated record. Bases 105 to 842 code for a protein of 245 amino acids.